AUGCGGUUUAAGACUUCCGUGCGGAAUAUUCACACUUUCAGCAGUGAGUAUCAUUCUUUUGUCUCUAUCAAAAUAGUCUCACACUUACAAAUUUUCAGAACUCACAGCUUCAUUGUCAUCACUUGGCAAAGUAGCUUGGGUACGCCUGGACGACAAUGGGGUACGAUUCACAAUUAUUCCUGAGACAGGAACACAAGUAUGGGCGUGAGUGAUGCAUUAUUACAGUUUGAAUUGAAAUGCUAAUCCAGUAAAGGUCUCUCUCAAUUGACUCUAUAUUCGAAGAUUACACAAUUCAAUCCGCGGCUCCAGAUAACACGAUCAACAUAGAGUUACCCCUCCCACCCCUCCAUCGCGCUUUAAAGUCCGCAAUAAAUGCGUCAUCUGCUUCGAUACGACUCACCAAACGAGAUGGAAUGCCAGUAUUAUCCCUUACAGUUAUUACAAAUACUAUGAUGCAUGGAAAAAGUGCAAACUUUCUUGGUGGUGAAGGUGGAGCAGCAGAUCCAUUCAACGAAGGGUUCCGCGAAGAAAGUCUUGAUGCGGAUAUGAGAAGGGAUAGAGAAGCAAUUGUUACUCAGGAUAUUCAGAUACGUAUUUUGACCGCAGAUAGUGUAGAAGGGAUACACGAGCCAAGGGUUAGAGAUCCGGAUGCGCAUAUUAUGCUACCCUCUCUGAUACAGUUGAAAGCUAUCUCGGAACGUUUUACGAAGCUUGCAAUGGCCACGGCAUCUGGUGGGACGAGAGUAGUCACUGGAGGAAAUAUACCGAAGUUGGAGUUGAGCGCAAAUAUGCAUGGUAGUUUGAGAUUGAGUAUUGCUACGGAUGCACUGGAUAUCUCAAGUGUAUGGACAGGGCUCAAUAAUCCGGAAUUGGAUCCAAGGCAAAUGGAGGAUGGAGAAGAUGAAAUUGAAAAUCAUCCAGCAACCAGACUCAAAGCUGCUGGCCCAGAUGCUUGGUCAACUGUUAGAAUAGAUGGAAGAGACUGGGGAAGGGUACUUAGUGUGGGAAGACUUGGUGGAAGAGUAAUUGCUUGUGAGUAUUUCCCGUUCCUAGCUUCAUGGUUCAUACUGAUGAUUUUAGGUUUCGUCAAUGAUCAUGCAUUGAUAUUAUAUGUAUACCUUGACAACUAUGAUGAAGGUGAUGAGUCUGUCUUAACGGUAUGCCCUAUAUUAUUCAUUAGCCAUUAGCAUUCACGUUCUAAUGUUUCCUAGUACUACAUCUCUUCUUUCAGUGCAUAGAUCACCAAAAAAGACUCGGGAAAUAUUGUUUUAGCGAUGGCGUUUGGGUUGAUACCACAUUUACAUUGAGCAUCUGUGUAACAAGGAUCCGAAAUUUUCCAGGAUAUAGCUUUAUGAACAUUGAUAUAACCUGUAGCUUUAAUACCCGUUCGGCUAGACCAUAUUCGUAACCUCCAGACUCCAUUCUUACACUUCUCCUCGGCCGUUUCCGCUCCAAAUUUGCGGCGAACCUCUCACCCCCCCCACCCAAUUUCGCUGUCUCCGCCUCACUCCUUUGUGCAGGAGUCCGCGAGUACCCCCUCCCCCUCAUAUCCAUGAACCUUCCCGAGAAAAAACAUUUCAAGUUCGUCUGAUACAACAGAAAAGCGUACCCAUCAUUCAUCCCAGAUCGCCCAGAAUCAUAACCAUAUCAGUGCUAGCACUUCAAUCCACCGUCUGUCUCGUUAUCUGAUCACUGUGUAGUUUAUUACGUGCUUGUGAUGAUGGAAAGAGUUGGUUAGUU
Messenger RNA from Sclerotinia trifoliorum, 1740 nucleotides. NCBI's taxonomy places the organism in Eukaryota, Fungi, Ascomycota, Leotiomycetes, Helotiales, Sclerotiniaceae. The record is from the annotation of a GenBank genome assembly.